AUGCUCUGCCGCACGCGACCGUCGUGGGAAUGCACGACAAGGACAUUACGCGCCGGAACACAAUACCGAACGAGCAUCCUACAGCGACGAUGUCUCGCAAUCGCGGUCGACAACUGGGACAAUUACUUUGAAGAGGUGGAUAGCACGCAAGAAGCAGAAGCAAGGACACCCGGGAAAGAUUCGAACAUCAGUUCUGGCGAGCGAAAUCAUGGCGUGUUCAUGGGCAUGGUUACAUCGCGGGCUCCGCAGACAACAAAACUUGAAGAACUUCUCGCGGCUAUCAAGCCGCGGCCAGUGGGACGACCUGCAGAGCCCGUGCAAGCACCGUCAAUUCUGACACUCCUCUUGACGCCCGCAUUCGCUCAGCAUGCAUUGGAUCCGCAAUUCCCACUUCAGGUGCUCAAGCGUUUCGGCGAUGCGCCUAUGACCAAGGCGAUUGACACGAUAACUGCGGUCGUGGACCGCCUUCCUUCUCCAAACAACUCUGCUUCGGGAGAAGAGGGUAUCGGCUAUUGUUUCGACAGUCAACCGUCUCCGCUGUCUCUCGAAUCACAGAGUCCGCUACAGAAGACCGCUCAGAAGCCAGGAUCGUUGACUUUCAACUGGAAAACUCUCAUGAAAACCACGGGCACAUUGCAAAUGCACACCCGUUAUGAGCCAGAUCCCACCACGGGUGCACUGCGCGAAGUCAUUUCGCAGCGCCUCGAGUCGCAGGCUGUUGAUAUCCCGGCACCACCCAACAACGCCAUCGAAUAUCGGACACCUUUGAUACCUCUGACUCCACCUCGAGCCAUCGCGAGCUCGAUGGGAAACAUUGUGCGAAAGCUUUCUACUGAUUUACCAUUCAAGUUCUCCCAGGCCAAGAUCGCCGCCGACGACUCUUCUGACAACCUUGUACCUGCAUCGGAGGAGCUCGAAAAAGCCGUGUCUGACUACUUCAAAGUGCUUGAAAUGGGACCUGAACCUGUUCAAGUGUGGGCGUUCAUCAUCGCCGAUGCACCGAAGGGCGAUUUUCCGAGCCAGAAUGGUGGAGAUAUUCUCGAUCUGGACAAUUCUGUCAUCAGGAGCAUAUGGGAGUCCUCCAGAGAUUCAAAGGCUCAUGCAUGGGACGGAUUUUGGGGUAUGGCGAAUCUUGCAAUGCUGCGCAGAAAGUGUCGUCUGACCAAGGUUCUCUCUGGCGGAGGAGGAUGGGGCAAGAAAGCUGGGCUUCUCAGUCUCGACCCGGACACGAAGUACAGUACACGCGAUUUGCGUGGCGACCAAGGUUGGGAGUUCUCUUUCCAGGACGAAUAUACGGAUGACAUGGUUGCGAAACACCAAAGACAGGCUUUGGGGGAGAUUGUCAAGCCGGGCGAGAAAAUCAUGUUCUUCCUCGCGCCCAAGGAGAGUCCGCCGCCCUCGAAAGAGGAUAUCAGGUCUUUCAACGGCUCUGAUCGAGCAUUCGUGUUUGGAGCGAUUCCCUCAAGUAUUGAUAUUGUGCCCGGCGGCGCGGCGAGUACCCAGGACCUUGCUGGCAUGAAGAUCGAGCAUCAUCGGAACAUUUUUGGCGUGCUUUCUGAGGGCUUGGAGACCAUAACCGUACCACGCACCAUCUUGAUCAGCGUAGAACGCGCCAAUCACCUCCGCCACCGAUAUGCCACUCUCAAGAGUCGCCUCGUCGCUUCCGCCAUGGGUUCUCCAGAGAUGGAAAUGCAUUGGACUCUCAUGCAGAAGCGCAGGGAGGCAUUGCUGAGUAUCUCGUGGAUGGAUUGGGACUCCAAGCGUUGUGUCGCCGCUUGGGAUAGAGCGACCGAGACAUUCCUGAGCGAGCUCAGGGUUCAGCUUCGACGGAUGAUCCCGGAGGACUCGCCAGUAAUCGCAACCGAGCUUGAUAGCACUCCAAAACACAAAAAUUCGAAACAGAAGACUCGCACUGAGAAGCACCAUGCGCAGGAGAUCCAUUCGUCAGGAAAGAACACUUCGGAGAAGAAUAAGCCGAAGAAUGACAACCCGAAGAAUCACAACCCGAAGAGUGACAAGCCGAAAAAAUGCACACCGAAUACGAACACCUCAACGCCAAGCAAGCCGAAGCAAAGCACUGCGCAACAACUCGAUGCGAAGGAAGCGUCUCAACCGAACAAGCCAGUGCCAAUACGUACUUAUAUGGUUGACUAUGCAGGCAUGAGUAUAUCCAUGGCUACAGCUUCCGCAUCGUCAAGCAGAUCGACGAAGACUACCGCGCGCCCCGCGUCCUCUCGCCAGGCAGAGCAUAUCAUCAGUUCUACGCCUGCUACGGACCCCAACGCCACAUCGAUCAUCGCAAAAGAGCUACACGAUCCGCGUUGUCAGCCUCGUGACAAGUGCACAAGCAGGGAUCGCACAUCGGAAGAGAAGGUGACGCCUACCACGACAAUAUCCGCCUCAAGCACGGCUUCCAGUCGCAAGAUAAUACGCCGCGCUACCACGGAGCUAAAUGUCCAAAAAGACCCCGAAGGCCCACACUCUGCACGGCCACUUCGCCUGCCUUUCAUAAGGAAGCCGAAAGUACCCACGCCUCCCCUGACUUUCAAGAGGAGAAAGAAAGUGCCCGCGCCUCGCCUGAGAAGGAGGAAAGCACCCACCUUUAGCCGGCGACAUUUGCGCAAAGUUGCCGUUCGAAGACCCAUCGCCCGCGCAGACCUUGGACCAAUCGUCCGUCAGAUCGACAGGCCCAGAAGCGCGGAGGCCGAAAACCAAAGACAAAUUAUGCGCGACGAGCGCGAGCAGCGUCAACGCAGGAGAGCUGAAAUUGAGCAGAUAUUGUUGAAAGAAUUUGACGGUGCUGCAAAGGAUCUGCCGGCAUUCCCGCGGCUCAGACGACGAACUGCUGCGGUAGGCGCAUGGGAAUUGGCGGAUGAAGUUCUGGACUUUGUGGUCAAGCGAUGA
Zymoseptoria tritici IPO323 is the source of this 2904-nucleotide messenger RNA. RefSeq lists its product as uncharacterized. Lineage: Eukaryota; Fungi; Ascomycota; Dothideomycetes; Mycosphaerellales; Mycosphaerellaceae. The record is from RefSeq and is a predicted model, not a curated record. The transcript is spliced from 4 exons. The coding region runs from base 1 to 2904 and encodes 967 amino acids.